UCGUCCUCUGCUCAUAUAUAUAUACACAGUAUGAAUUAGGGUUUUUGGGACACGGAGGAGUCGGCUAGGUCAAGUUUGAGCAGAGAGAGUCCAAGGAACGUACUCUCGCGAUGGGUAGAAGACCUGCAAGGUGUUACCGGCAAAUUAAAAACAAGCCUUAUCCAAAAUCCAGGUUCUGUCGUGGUGUCCCUGACCCUAAGAUCAGGAUCUAUGAUGUUGGAAUGAAAAAAAAGGGUGUGGAUGAAUUUCCAUUCUGUGUUCAUCUAGUGAGUUGGGAGAAAGAAAAUGUGUCUAGCGAGGCGUUGGAAGCUGCUAGGAUUGCCUGUAAUAAGUACAUGUCUAAGUUUGCCGGGAAGGAUGCAUUCCACUUGAGGGUCAGGGUGCACCCCUUCCAUGUUCUGCGGAUUAACAAGAUGCUUUCAUGUGCUGGGGCUGAUAGGCUCCAGACUGGUAUGAGAGGUGCUUUUGGCAAGCCACUAGGAACUUGUGCAAGAGUGGCCAUUGGGCAGGUUCUUCUUUCAGUUCGCUGCAAGGAUAACAACAGCCAGCAUGCACAGGAGGCCUUACGCCGUGCUAAGUUCAAAUUCCCUGGUCGUCAGAAGAUCAUUGUCAGUAGGAAGUGGGGAUUCACAAAGUUCAGUCGGGCCGAAUAUCUGGCUUAUAAGGCAGAGAACAAAAUUGUGCCGGAUGGUGUCAACGCCAAGCUUCUUGGAUGCCAUGGACCUUUAGCAAACCGUCAACCUGGAAGGGCUUUUCUACCUCAAGCUGUCUAAGCUCAGCUACUUGUUUCGUUUUUAGGUGUUUUUGUUUUCUUUUUUGACGCUUGGAACAAAUCUAUAUUAUCAUGUAGUGUGUCUGUAUUAACUCACAAGUCUGGCUGUUUUAUUGCUUAAAAAUGUUGGAGAUACCAAUGUAGCCAAAACGACCUUUUCUUUUCUCUCUAUUUCUCGUUAUGCUGAAGUUUCAUAGAAGUUAUUGCUACCAUUUCAAUCUUGAUGAAUCGAAAGUAAGAAGAAUGGUUCCAACGA
Molecule: messenger RNA, 1028 nt
Organism: Cucurbita maxima (winter squash)
Lineage: Eukaryota; Viridiplantae; Streptophyta; Magnoliopsida; Cucurbitales; Cucurbitaceae
Product: 60S ribosomal protein L10-like
Exons: 4
Coding region: 111-773 (220 amino acids)
Biological process (GO): translation; ribosomal large subunit assembly
Cellular component (GO): ribosome; cytosolic large ribosomal subunit
Molecular function (GO): structural constituent of ribosome
Source: RefSeq, a predicted model, not a curated record